Diorhabda sublineata is the source of this 1444-nucleotide messenger RNA. RefSeq names its product 60S ribosomal protein L4 (gene RpL4). Gene Ontology annotation, cellular component: cytosolic large ribosomal subunit; ribosome. Lineage: Eukaryota; Metazoa; Arthropoda; Insecta; Coleoptera; Chrysomelidae. Gene Ontology annotation, molecular function: structural constituent of ribosome; RNA binding. The coding region runs from base 128 to 1348 and encodes 406 amino acids. Gene Ontology annotation, biological process: translation. The transcript is spliced from 7 exons. The record is from RefSeq and is a predicted model, not a curated record.
AGUAUGUCAAAACUGUCAACGAGUUGAUACGAGCUAACGCGAGUAUACAACAUCCUUUUUAUGGCGGACAUUCUGUUCGCUUGAUGUAUGUGCGAAGAACUAUAAAUAAUAUUUAGAAUAAGUUACAAUGUCGUUAUCAACAGCGCGUCCCUUGGUAAGCGUAUAUAAUGAAAAAUCGGAGGAAGUAAAAGGUACUAAUAUUGCUUUGCCAGCUGUUUUUAAGGCUCCUAUUAGACCUGAUGUAGUCAACUUUGUUCACCAACAAGUUUCUAUGAACCAUCGUCAACCCUACAGUGUUAGCGACAAAGCUGGUCAUCAAACUUCUGCUGAAUCAUGGGGUACUGGUCGAGCUGUCGCUCGUAUUCCCCGUGUUCGUGGAGGUGGUACUCAUCGUUCUGGUCAGGGAGCCUUUGGUAACAUGUGUCGUGGUGGUCGUAUGUUUGCUCCUACCAAACCAUGGCGUCGUUGGUACAGAAAAGUUAACAUAAAUCAACGCCGUUAUGCUUUAGCUUCUGCUGUAGCAGCCAGUGGUGUACCAGCUUUGGUUAUGAGCAAAGGACAUGUUAUUGAUCAGAUUCCAGAAUUGCCUUUGGUGGUCAGUGACAAAGUACAGGAAAUGACCAAAACUAAACAAGCUGUUCAGUUUUUGAGGAGAAUUAGGGCUUGGUCUGAUAUCCAAAAGGUAUACAAAAGUCAGCGCUUCCGUGCAGGAAAAGGAAAGAUGCGUAACAGGAGACGUAUCCAACGUAAAGGACCACUUGUUGUCUACUACAAAGAUCAAGGACUUCGUCGUGCCUUCCGUAACAUCCCUGGUAUUGAUUUAAUCAGUGUCCAAAAACUGAACUUAUUAAAACUUGCUCCCGGUGGUCAUGUAGGACGUUUUGUCAUCUGGACAGAAUCGGCUUUCCAACGUUUAGACAAAAUCUUUGGUACAUGGAAAAAACAAUCAUUAGAAAAGAAAGGUUACAACCUUCCUCAACCCAAAAUGGCCAACACUGACCUUUCUAGAUUGUUGAAAGCUGAUGAGAUCAAAGCAGUUUUACGUGCUCCUCAAAAGAAGGUGGUACGUCGGGUACGUCGUCUCAAUCCAUUGAAGAAUACUAAGGCAAUGCUUAAAUUGAAUCCUUAUGCAGCUGUACUCAAACGUGAAGCGAUCUUGAAGAACCAGAAGAGGCAGUUGGCAAGAGAAGAAGCAUUGGCCAAGAAACGAGGAAUUACCCUCAGUCCUGACAACGCAGUGAUUAGAACUAGAAAAUUGCAGGAAAGGAGAAGGGCACAGAUUUUGAAAGCCAGUAAGGCUAAACCCAAGAAAGCUAAGGCUCCAGCCAAAGCUGCAGGAAAGAAAUAAGCGGAUUACUGCAGUUAUUGCGUAUUGUUAAGUUUUAUGCAUUUUGACUGUGGAAAACCCGAGUUAUAUAUAAAAAAUAAAAAGUAUAAAAAUUGA